AACAAACAUUUAUAUGCCUUAUAAAUAAUAUGAAUUUUUGUUAAUGUAUUGUAUGAUAUAUGAAUUCGGAAGGAGAUGUUAAUGAUUAAAUUCAAAAAUUAUACAUGUUGUUCGAAUACAAAAGCGUAUUUGAAGUUUCCAAAUAUUUUAUUAUUAUCGGAUACGUAAAAGGUGUAUUCGAUACGUAUCCUCAAGUAUCUGACGAGUAUCAUAUUCGAUACGGGUACGACAUCAUCAACAAAGUAUCCAUGUUUCAUAGCUCACAUCUCUUAUCAAACACAUGCACUACACAAGACUCACUUUCCUCUCACACACAUUUUUGUUGAUGUUCACUCUCCUUUUGUCUUCCAAUGUAGUAACAAAGAGAGCAGAGAGAGAGAUAAAGCAUGGAAGAAGGCCUAUUAUUUGUUGGAACUAGAGAUACUCCAAGUGGUGACUCCACUGCAACAGCUGUUGUUAUUCUCAGCACCUUUGUUGCAGCCAGCGGUUCCUUAACUUAUGGGUUUGCUGUUGGAUAUUCAUCUCCUGCUGAAUCUGGUAUCAUGGAAGACUUGGGCCUCUCUAUUGCAGAGUAUUCAACAUUUGGUUCAUUAUUGACAUUUGGAGGAAUGUUUGGUGCAUUAAUAAGUGGCAAAGUUUCAGAACUCAUUGGGCGGAGAAGUACAAUGUGGCUCAUGGAAAUAAUUUGCAUCAUUGGUUGGCUUGCAAUUAUUUUUGCAAAGGGUGCUUGGUUGCUUGACAUUGGAAGACUGUCAUUGGGAGUUGGAGCUGGACUUCAUUGCUAUGUGGCACCUAUAUAUGUUUCAGAAAUCACACCCAAGAAUAUUCGAGGAGGAUUUACAACAGCUAUUACAUUUACAGUUACUUGUGGCUUUGCACUAAUGUUCUUCAUUGGGAAUUUCGUGACUUGGCGCACCUUGGCUCUCAUUGGGACUAUACCUAGUCUGAUACAGGUUGUUGGUGUAUUCUUUAUACCAGAGUCUCCAAGAUGGUUGGCAAAGAUAGGCCAUGAAAAAGAGGUAGAAGCAACUCUACAGCUUCUCAGGGGUAAAAAUGCUGAUAUUUCUCAGGAAGCAGCUGAUAUCAAAGAUUAUACUGAAACCCUUCAACAGCUUUCGAAAUCCAGAUUUCUUGACUUGUUCGAUCGCAAGUAUGCCCAUUCACUUAUUGUUGGAGUUGGUCUAAUGCUUCUGGUCCAAUUUGGAGGGCCUGAUGCAAUUUCAUCAUAUGCAAGUUCAAUUUUCAAAGCUGCAGGUUACUCUGGUGGUCUUGCAACUACAAUGAUGGCUAUUACUCAGCUUCCGUUUGCCGCUCUUAGUAUGCUUCUAAUGGAUAAAUGUGGACGGCGUCCACUUUUGAUGGUUACUUCCGCUGGAGCAUGCUCAGGAUGCCUUCUUGCAGGACUGGGGUUCCUUUUGAAGGCGCAUUAUCAAGGGGAGGAGCUCACUGCCAUAUUUGUGCUCGCUGGCAUACUGAUAUAUUCUGCAUUUUUUUCAAUGGGCAUGGGUGGUACACCAUGGGUUAUUAUGUCGGAGAUAUUUCCUAUAAACAUAAAGGGCCCAGGUGGAAGUCUUGUGACUUUGGCAAACUGGUUUAGUUCUUGGAUUGUUACCUAUGCUUUUAACUUCGCAUUCGAAUGGAGCUCAGCAGGGGUAUUCUUCAUGUUUGCUAUCAUUUGCUGUUCACUACUUGUAUUUGUUGCAAAGUUGGUGCCUGAGACAAAGGGCCGAACACUAGAAGAAAUUCAAGCAUCGAUGACCUUACUCCAAUAA
Molecule: messenger RNA, 1772 nt
Organism: Ilex paraguariensis (yerba mate)
Lineage: Eukaryota; Viridiplantae; Streptophyta; Magnoliopsida; Aquifoliales; Aquifoliaceae
Source: the annotation of a GenBank genome assembly